Messenger RNA from Arabidopsis lyrata subsp. lyrata, 567 nucleotides. RefSeq lists its product as uncharacterized. NCBI's taxonomy places the organism in Eukaryota, Viridiplantae, Streptophyta, Magnoliopsida, Brassicales, Brassicaceae. Bases 1 to 567 code for a protein of 188 amino acids. The transcript has a single exon. The record is from RefSeq and is a predicted model, not a curated record.
AUGCCGGGUGCUAGAUCAGAGGCACAAGAACAGCUAAUGAUCACUCUAACGGCUCAUGCUCCUCCCAAUAUCUCCAAUGGUAAGGAUGUCUAUCUAUGGCGUAGAUUGUCGGGUUCCUUUGCACAAUUCUUCUCUUCUAAGGAAACUUGGGAGCAAUUGAGAUUACAUCCUCCUUUAGUGCCAUGGACUAAAGUUAUCUGGUUUAAGGAAGCUGUGCCACGUUACUCCUUUAUCACGUGGCUCGCUAUGAAAGGGAGAUUACCUACCAAAGACAGAUUAAGAAGCUGGGGACUAAACAUUCCCGACGCAUGUGUGAUUUGUUCUAGUGGAUUAGAAAUACAUGACCACCUCUUCUUUGAUUGUUCUUUCUCAGCAAGUGUUUGGCAGCCUUUUGCUUUGAGAAUCUGGCCUAAUGCACCAGCCACCCUCGCAUCAAUCUCCUCUUGGAUAUUGCAGGCUCAGUCACCUGUGAACUCAAAUGCAAAAAUCAUCAUCAAGCUUCUACUGCAGACCGCUUGCUAUCUUAUUUGGAGGGAGGGAGCGAAAUGCACGGAUCUUCAGCUCUAA